This is a messenger RNA of Syngnathoides biaculeatus (alligator pipefish), 2746 nucleotides long. Its product is annotated as cytochrome P450 2F2-like. The transcript has 11 exons. The coding region runs from base 22 to 1497 and encodes 491 amino acids. Lineage: Eukaryota; Metazoa; Chordata; Actinopteri; Syngnathiformes; Syngnathidae. Gene Ontology annotation, biological process: xenobiotic metabolic process. Gene Ontology annotation, molecular function: heme binding; oxidoreductase activity, acting on paired donors, with incorporation or reduction of molecular oxygen, reduced flavin or flavoprotein as one donor, and incorporation of one atom of oxygen; iron ion binding. Gene Ontology annotation, cellular component: cytoplasm; intracellular membrane-bounded organelle. The record is from RefSeq and is a predicted model, not a curated record.
CUGUGUCCGCUCUCCUCUAACAUGGUCGGCACGAUCCUCCUUCCACUUUGUGUUUUCUUUAUCCUUUUUAGUUUCAUGUGCCGAAGGCCAAAGAAUUUUCCACCGGGACCCACUAUCCUCCCAAUCUUGGGGAACAUUUUGAGCCUGAGCUUGGAGAACCCCUUGCAGGACUUUGAGCGGCUGAGGAAGGCAUAUGGAAAUGUCUACAGCUUGUACCUGGGUCCUAAACCUGCUGUUAUUGUUAAUGGAUUGCACGCCAUGAAAGAGGCUUUAGUGUCCAAAGCAAUUGACUUUGCUGGACGACCCCAAGACCUUUACGUUAAUGAUACCACUGACAGAAAAGGAGUCAUCCUGGCUGACUAUGGUUCUAGUUGGAAGGAACAUCGCCGAUUUGCACUUAUGACUUUGAGGAACUUUGGUCUUGGGAAGCAGUCAAUGGAGGAGAGGAUUCUGGCAGAAAUUGAGUUCAUCAUGAAAACACUGGAAAAGAGCAUUGGUAGUACCUUGAGUCCCCAACUUAUGUUCCAUAAUGCAUCCUCAAACAUCAUCUGCCAAGUUCUGUUUGGCAAACGCUACGAUUAUAAUGACAACUUCAUCAAAGUGAUUGUUAAAUGUUUCACUGAGAAUGCCAAGUUGGCAAAUGGACCUUGGGCUAUGCUGUAUGACUCCUUGCCGAUGAUUCGUGGUCUUCCAUUGCCCUUCAUGAAGGCUUUUGAGAAUGUCAAGACAUGUCAAAAACUUGCAAAGGGUGUGUUGGCUGAGCACAAAAGGACCAGAGUCCCUGGAGAACCACGAGACUUUCUUGACUGCUACCUGGAUGAACUGGAUAAGAGACAUGAUGAUGACAGUUCCUCAUUUUCAGAGCAACAGCUAACAAUGUACGCUCUAGAUCUUCACUUUGCUGGGACAGACACCACUUCCAACACCCUUCUGACUGCUUUCCUUUAUUUUAUGACUCAUCCACAUGUACAAGAGCGUUGCCAACAGGAGAUUGAUGAGGUGUUAAAAGGAAAGGAUAACGUGUCUUUUGAUGACAGAAACAAUAUGCCAUAUGUGCAGGCUGUAAUCCAUGAAGUUCAGCGAGUAGCAAACACUGUACCAUUGAGUGUGUUUCACUGUACGACGAAAAACACAGAGCUGAUGGGAUAUUCUAUUCCUAAGGGUACAAUGAUCAUCCCAAACCUGACCUCGGUGCUUCAUGAAGAAGGCCAGUGGAAAUUUCCUCAUAAAUUCAACCCAGAAAACUUCCUCAAUGACCGGGGCGAGUUUGUCAAGCCAGAAGCGUUUAUGCCUUUUUCUGCUGGUCCUCGCAUGUGUCUUGGUGAGGGUUUGGCUCGUAUGGAGCUCUUCAUCAUCACGGUGACUCUGCUCAGAAAGUUUAGGUUCAUCUGGCCUGAGGAUGCAGGAGAGCCAGACUUUACUCCAGUCUAUGGAGUCACUCUCACUCCCAAACCUUAUCGCAUGAAGAUUCAACUAAGAGCAACCCAGACAAGCUGAGCGGAGACAUUUAAAUGAAAGGAGAGUAGCAUCUUUUUGUUUGCUUUAAUAGCCUAGCUAGCUCGUAUGCCUUGGCAGUGCAUACCUGUAUUUUUUUUAUAGCACAAUGGAGUGAAAAGCUGAGCCUGUUUUUCUUCAAAGUAUGGUGCUAAUAGAGCAUUAGAAACAAACUGUUCACUCAUCCUUCUUGAUGGCCAAAUUCCAGAAAAGACAAAGACGGUGUUUUUCUAAGCAUGACAUUGAUUUGUCUUUUGUGAUAAUCGUGUGUAAAGGCUAUACAUAACAUAUAUAUAUAUAUACAUAACUGUAUAUAUAAGAUUUUCUCACGAACAGUUGUUCACACAUCACUAUCUAUCAAUCAAUGUGUUAAAGCUUCACUAUUUAUUUAAAUCAUUUCAAUCUUUAAUUGGAUAUUAAACAAGAGUUUUAAAUGGAAAUGAGCUCUGUUCAGAAUCUCCAGGCAGAUCAGAUUACAAAGGGAAAUGACAUGUUAAAAUUAUGUUGGGGAAACAUUCAAAGAUGGAAGUUGAAUUCAUAAAUGUGGUAUCACUGAUGCGAGAUGGAGGACACAGUUUACCCCCCGGGGUCCGACAUUAAGCCUUUUUAGGUAGUGGCCAGGAAGGGCAGUCAGGUUGUGGUGGCUCUAUCAGAACAUCUACUGGCCCCAUAUAUUCACAAUACCACACAUUAAAUUUAGCUAUUAUUUUGUUAUUAAGCAUCUCUAUACUUGGUUUUUCCAGACCUUUUCAGAAAUUCUUACUGCAACUGCCUUCAUGACUGUGACAGUGUACCACUUACCUCACUAAAAUCAAUGUGUUGCAAUAGGGCUUAAAAGAAUAAAAGGAUUACAAAAUUAUUAAAAUGCUCUGGGUUGAUGUUGAUACACUGAACCAGAAUCAGCUAUAUUGGUCAAGUAUGUACCAGCACGCAAGGAAUUUGUCUCUGGUAGUGGUGCUGCCCUAAGACUACCGCAUUCACAUGCCGUCAACCCGUCGUCUUUUUUUUUCAAUCCUUCUGCAGUGUCCUCUCCAGGUCAAGGAUGAGAUAAUGCCCUAAGUGGAGGAGUUCAAGUAUGUUGGGGUCUUGUUCAUGAGCGAGGGAAGAAUGGAGUAGGAGAUCGACAGGCGGAUCGGUGCGACCUUUGUAAUGAUGCGGACUUUGUAUCGAACUGUUUUGGUAAAGCGGGAGCUCAACUGACAUGCAAAGCUCUCAAUUUACCUGUCAAUCUACAUUCCUACCCUCAUGUAUG